This is a messenger RNA of Seminavis robusta, 4666 nucleotides long. NCBI's taxonomy places the organism in Eukaryota, Bacillariophyta, Bacillariophyceae, Naviculales, Naviculaceae. The record is from the annotation of a GenBank genome assembly.
CAGUAGUCCACACAUUGAAAACGGCAAAAUAUCCUUGUCAUCAUCACUUUUCUCAAAGGACAAGCUUUCAUCGUUUGAUAUAAGGUAGCAGCAAGAACCAAAUAUCGCACAACAAUAUGAAUUGUAGUUGCAAAACUGUGUCCACCUGGAGACUUGAACAUGCAUGCAGCCACCCCAUCAUCAUGAAAAAGUAGACAAAGUUUAGCAAGAUUUGAUGUUUGGUUUGUUUCCCUUUGUUGUUUUGCUACCAGCAGUGGUGGAUUGUGUUUUCUUUUUAUCUCCCGGUGUUGUUGCCAGCCCCAGAACAGGCAAUCCUUUCUUUAACAAAUGAGGAUAUGCCAGAUAUGGUCCGAGAGCUCCAUUGACGAGCAUCAUGACGACCAAUAGGAAUUGUAGCCAUAGGGGCACAUCGGUAUCGGAAACCAUGACCGUGUAUGCGCCUGCAAAUUCAGCCACGGCUCCAAUGGGGAAUGUGACCAAUGGCACGACCAUUCGAAUGGAUCGAGCCAGAUUGUUUGUGGGGAACAUGUACAUGGGAUACCUGGAUACUUCGGUGACGGCCCACGAAAAUAGAACUGCCGUGACGGCGUGCCAGGAACUGUUGUUGGUUUCUUGUAUGGCGGCAGCUCUCGGCAGCACUUGGACAAUGGCAGUGAUGCGGAUGGUGUGCAGUAUGGAUCCGAGUGUGAUAUUCCCCGGUACAUCUCCCAAUGCAAUUCGGAGUACUUCAAUGACACAUAUCCCCUCCAAGGCAAUGGUUGGCAUUCGAACUUUGGAGAGUGUUUCUUGUUGUGUGUCCGAGGAGACGAGUAGAGAAGCCAUGAGACUCACCAGGACGUACAGCCAUCCGCCAAAUGCUACCCAGUUCAAACCAGAAAAGGCGGGAGCCAAAGGGGCCAAGGGAGACUUUUUCCUGUUGCUCGACGUCGUCGUCGUCAUGAUGCUUCCGUGUUGUUGUUGCUAAUGCUUUGAAUCCUAGGAGUGAGAAUGGCGCCCGCAAAAGUCGCGGAACGAGCCGCUGUCCUUGAAGCUUUGAAGCUUUCAAGGCUGUUGAAGUCGGAGGUGAUGGAUGAUUUAGUGAAGCUGACGUGUCAGCGAAUUCCGAUCCACUCUUGCAAGGGACGAGAAAUUUGGCGGGGGGAAAUUGAAUGAUGAUCACGGCAGAUGAAUCUCUUGGUUUCACAGAAUCGAAUGAAUCUGUGGCAUGCCAAGCACGACGCAUUCAGAUAGGUUCAAUACGACUUGGUAGCUUGUUACGGCAGUAUCAAGUGCUAGUACCUGGCGGGCAAGUAGAGGCUGGUUUCUCGUCGUGAUCGUACACACCACAAUACAUAAGAUGUUAUCAGGAUCAAAGUACAAUGAUAGAAGGGAGCGACAGCGUCAGUCGUCGGCUCGGCAAAGCUUCUUUCUGACGACGGCAAAUACCGCACACGUUCGACGGCUUCGAUCUACAGGCACUCCUCUUGCGGACACGGCUGCCCUCUGCUCAACUGGAGACUUGCCUUCUCCUCCUCUUUCCAAUGAUGUUCCUCAACAUCAUCGUCCCAUAGUCAAGACGCGCUCGUUAGACUCUGGAGUAGCAAUGUCCACAAUGCACUUCAACCCAAACAAUCCUCAAGAUGACUAUGGCAGUACCGGUACCAUCAUGGCAUCCGAGAAGGACACGCCUUUGCUAAUAGGAGGACCUACGUUAAUGACGGGUAGGUCGAGAUCCAUGAUGCCCUUGCAUCAUGCUUCCAAUUCUUGUGCCGAUCUUCCCGCUCUAGAUGAAAAACCGAUUUUGGAUGUAGUGGACAGAAUAGAAGACACUGUGGAGGCAACAGCCUACGAGGACUUGAUUCCUCUUGAAGUGAAACGAGCUCUGGAGAACAGAGUCUUUGGAUGGACACACUUGACGUCCAACAUUCUGGGACAUACAUUCUACACGGUGGGAUCAUUUGUACUCGCCUAUUUGGUCCUAUCAGAAGUCCAUUACCUCUUUCAUGUACAUAAACAUCAUGGAGAACCAUACAAUUUUGCUAAAGGAGAGGACGACCUUUGGUUCCGAGUGACAAGACUUGCACUCUCGGCAUUCUUCUCCCUCUCCACUUUUCGAAUGGUGCGAAGACGCCGACAUGUAUGGUUUAGAGCUCCCUAUGGGUCCAAAGAAUACCAAAACGAUGCUGCUAGGAGACGAAUGACCGUCCGAGAAACGGAUCAAAACACACUGCUGGGACGACUCAUGAGGCGAGGCAACGAACUCAUGCAGAGACGUGUACAGAAGCGACUCAUGAAAGCACAUAAAAUGUUCCAAAAGAAACACCAACAACAAAAACAAAAAAUCAAACAAGAGCAAGAAAGACUACUCAAAGAACAACAACAAAAGCAACAACAAGCAGCCACGGAAAUGCAAAUAACAACAACAACAACCAAGGAACAACAAGAUGACUUUUGCGGUCCAGCAUCGCUGUGCUAUUCUCCCUGCGACUCAUUUUGUGGAAAUGUGGAGGAUGUGGAGCAUUCCCAAACCGACAACAGCAGCAGUGGAUCGACAUCGAGCUCGGAUGAUGAGGCCAUGAUGGCGUUCUUGCAAGCAUCGGAUACCAUGUCCAGCUUUUCCGAUCUGAAUCCCGAAAUCAACCACAAUCUGCAUUCACGACGCAAACGGAGGCGAAGGACCUUUCACACUCGGCCCACUACCCAAACAGAAUCCAUCAUGCACGACCAAGUGCUUCUGCGCAGUGGGCCUAUUCGACACAUGCCAUACAGUCACGGAGGAUUCUUUGGAGCUGCGCCCUUUAUGCUGGCAAAUCCACACUGGAUUUCAAUCCUCAGGCAUCUUCUCCCUGAUGUGUAUGUCGAGAUUUCUCGUCGUGUCGCGUACGCUCCGGCGUCAAAACUCAUUCAUUGGGCAGAAAACAACCCGGUUGUGGCGGCCUAUGGAGUUGCCCACAGCUUGGAGUUUGGAAUCAAUGACGCCCCUGGCGGCACAGACGCAGCCACUGCCGAUAAUACCUGUACAAACGCCGAUAAUACCAGUACAAACGAACAGCGCGUCUUUACAACACCCAACCUUGAAUGGGACGUCUUUUUGGACCCCUACAAAGUUGCAGAAGUGGAAGCAGUACUGCACGAGCGCGACAAAUUCCUCUCUUCCAUUCUGCCUAUGGAGCACUACUCCUUCUAUGAAACACACAAACCAUUGGGCCUGAGCCUGGAAGAUUGGCUUGAAUCAAUCAAUGAAGCAGCCAUGAAUAGUGAACAUAUUGGGGCGCGGAUCGAAUUCACCGAAUCUCAGCGCCAAAUUCUAAAAUACUACGCGGAUCAACUCGAGGGACGAGCUCAGACUAUGGUUGACAAAAUGUUGAUUGCGCAUGGCAAGCUCACCCACUUGAUCUAUGAACAAUUUGGACUGGCAAAGCGAUAUACUUUUUCGAGAGUCAAACGAACUCGAAGGACUCUUGGCGGUGGCAUGUACUUACGGCACUGGAUGGCUGUCUAUGCAGAAGCCUUGAAGCUUGGGUUGUGCGAUGACAACGAAAUUAUUGCUAGCUUUUCCGCAGGCGAAGCUGAUGUCAUGGCGUCUAUCAAGAAUGUCGACUCUUACAUGAGCACCAGUUUGAAUGCCCUGACAGAGGCAAAGUUCCCGGACUCUUCCAUUGCAGAAUCGGUAGCCACGAUCCAGUCAAUCCUGCGACGUCGUGGAGACGAGCGGAUUGAUGCUGAGUGUCCGGUUGGAAUCGUUCUCGAUAUCAAGUCAAGAUACAUUUCGAAACGAGUCUGGGCUUGUGCGGUUGACACAUUGCGAGCCGCAGGAGUUCGUGUCGUUGGCCUUGCUUCCUUUGCAGUUGAUGAAAUCAGAGGCAUCAGCAAGUUCUGCUCGGAACCUCUCAUGGAGGUAGUCUUCUGCCACAGCGCUGGAGACCUUCAACGGGCUUGCCACAAUGGAAAGAUCCGGUACGGCGACAAGGUUUUCUUUAACGGUGGUAGCCUGCUGUGGGAAGGGACCAAUCCCGAGCCCGGUUGUAGCCUUGGCUUCGAUCCAGAGUUCACCAAGCGAAAUUAUCGCAUCCUUCCAUUCGGUCGGACAAGGAAAAUGCAUGAAGCUAAUCGCGUCAUGUUAUCGUCGAAAACUCUGACCAUGUCGCCGUCCAUGACACUAUCGUCGUCUUGGUCCGAAGGAAGCACAAUCGAAAUGUACAAGGAGCGCUACGGUUUGAGCAUCGGCCUCUACAGCCAGGAAUUUGCAAUUGACGACGCUGCUGCAAACUUGAUCGUUGAACUCGCCAAUAACAAUCCUCAUGUUUACGACCUCGGUCUCAGCUGGGGUGGUAUCAAUGGCCUCACCAUCAAAGGAAUCCAACCAGGACGAUUCACCAGCACGGACGGCUUCUGGAACCAGCGCUAUGUUGGUGCUCGCUGGGAUGUUAACCUCUACCCUCCGCCAAUAAGCCAUUCGCCAACGAUGAGUCCACAGUGUUCGUCGCUACGAGAUGAUAACGACAACAAUAGUCGCAUGGCAGAAAAUAUUAUGCUGACCUAAUGUACAAAGAUGAAGAGAGACCCGAGCCUACAGUGGGUCACUUCUAACGAAACUAUUAGUAAAAUGCAUGUACGAUGGAAGUAGAAUGUGAAUUGAUUUGUAAUGUUUGUUAUCUAUAAUUGUUUUGUAUUUCUAGAGUGAUAU